Molecule: messenger RNA, 1566 nt
Organism: Rubroshorea leprosula
Lineage: Eukaryota; Viridiplantae; Streptophyta; Magnoliopsida; Malvales; Dipterocarpaceae
Source: the annotation of a GenBank genome assembly
CUCCCAACAUAUUUUCAGACAAGCAAAGAAAAGAAUUCCCUUCUCAUCUUCUUUAAUCUCAUUUUAUCUUCCCUAUAUUUUCUUCUCCCCGGUAUCACUUUGAAAUUCUCUGUUCUUCUCUUCAUUUCUCUCAAAUGGCAACAUUUUUUAGCAGAAUUGCCGUGAUCAUCCCAAUCUUCUUUCUCUCUUUAUUAGGAGUUAGCUCUGUGGGGAUCAACUAUGGUCAGCUCGGAAACAAUUUGCCAUCUCCGGAGAAAGUUCUUAAUCUUCUGAGCGCUUCCAAGUUCACAAAAGCAAGAAUCUAUGACACCAAUCCUCAAAUUUUGACAGCAUUUGCUAACUCCAGCAUUGAGCUUAUUGUAACGAUUGAAAAUGGGAUGCUACCAGUUUUAGUGGACCCUCAACAAGCUCUUCAAUGGGUUAUUACCCACAUCAAACCUUACUUUCCGGCCACAAGGAUCACUGGAAUUGCCGUCGGAAAUGAAGUAUUCACGGGUGACGACACCAGCCUGGUCGGAUACCUCGUCCCUGCCAUAUUCAGCAUCCAUGGAGCUCUAGCUCAACUAGGUUUAGACAGAUAUAUUCAGGUCUCGACACCAUGCUCGCAAGCAGUUCUUGAGCAAUCCUACCCACCUUCAGCCGGUAGUUUCAAACCGGAGGUUACAGGAAUCAUGUGGCAAUUCUUACAGUUCCUGUCGGAAACUAAUUCUCCGUUUUGGAUCAAUGCGUACCCAUAUUUCGCUUACAAAGGGGAUCCCGCCAACAUUUCUUUAGACUACGCGCUUCUCAAGCCGAACUCAGGAAUGGUCGAUCCAAACACAAAAUUACACUACGACAACAUGCUCUACGCUCAAGUAGACGCUGUCAUUUUCGCCAUGGCUAAGAUGGGGUACGAUGCAAUCGAGGUAAGGGUAUCGGAGACAGGAUGGCCGUCCAAAGGGGAUCCCGAGGAGGUCGGUGCCUCAGCACAGAAUGCUGAGCUUUACAACCGAAAUCUGUUGAAACGGCAGCAUAGUAAUGAAGGGACACCAUUGAGGCCUAACAUGAGAUUAGAAGCGUAUUUAUUUGCUUUGUUCAACGAAGAUUUGAAGCCCGGACCGACAUCGGAAAGGAACUACGGCCUGUUCCAACCGGACAUGACAAUGGCUUACAAUGUGGGACUCUCUGACUUAGGAACAGCCUCAGCUUCCAUUUCUCUUACGUCCUCUGGAACAAAGGCAGCGGUGAUCGAAUAUCAAAGCUUGGUGUACUUGAUGUUUGUGUAUUUGCUGACAUUCCAAGUUUUUAUGAGAAGAAGACAAUAUUAAGCAAAUGGAGUUCAUGUAAAUAUUAAUUUUUUGGUAAGAAACAUUGGGGUAUUUUUUCUACUUCAAAAUAAUAAAGGACCAUAGAUCAACAAGACCAAAAGUACCCCAAUUUUGCACCAAAACUUUAAAAACUCCUCAGAAUGAUGAUCCUCUUGGCUUCAAAUGUUCAAACCAUCAUUAGCUUGGGUAUAACUUUCAUAGUUAAUCAAUCAAUCGCACACACGAUGCAUCAGUAGGGAAAUGAAGAGGUUAUUAUUAU